This is a messenger RNA of Mytilinidion resinicola, 519 nucleotides long. RefSeq lists its product as uncharacterized. The transcript has a single exon. Bases 1 to 519 code for a protein of 172 amino acids. Gene Ontology annotation, biological process: regulation of DNA-templated transcription. NCBI's taxonomy places the organism in Eukaryota, Fungi, Ascomycota, Dothideomycetes, Mytilinidiales, Mytilinidiaceae. Gene Ontology annotation, molecular function: DNA-binding transcription factor activity, RNA polymerase II-specific; zinc ion binding. The record is from RefSeq and is a predicted model, not a curated record.
AUGGCUGAAACUGAAGGCAACAACACUCUGGCUAGGAAACUGGUGCGGAAGAUGGUCAAAGACCGCAAGAAGCACAAUGCGGUUGUCGACCGACUGGAGAAGCGGAACAAGACGCUGGAACUGGAGAUAGCGAGCCUGAAGAAAGCAGAGUCGGAAAACUCCCAGAAGUACUCAGAGCUCCUAAAAGGGAACAGGGUGCUCGUGCAGCAAAAGAAAGACCUAUCUGAGCGCAACCAGACACUCGAAUGGAAGAUGGCGGAGCUGGAGCGACGUAUUCCCGGCGCAGUGAAGGAGUUGCAGGACAUACAGCCUCACACACGUAGUCUGAUAUGCAAGAGAUGUCACAAGAGGAGGAUAGCUUGUGAUGGAGGAUACUCUUGUGCUCAGUGUGCCGUGGACGGCCUCGACUGCGAAUAUGUCAAGUGCCGGAGGUUCGACAACAUGAAGUAUGGGCGCAAGGGAUGCAGCAACGCAGCAUGCACGCAAGUUCACGAUGAGAAGGGGGUUGGGCUUGACUGA